CACCAAACAUGGCGCCACCGUAGCCACUGUGUGCCAGCGCUCCCGCCUCACAGGCCAACGGCUGAGGUGAUGGCCUCUGAAGGAAGGUACACCGGAUAGGCGGGUGUGCGGCAGCUAAAUGGAACAUUCACGGGGCUCGUCAGCCCUGCGACGGAGACCAACACGAUCCCCCAGCAGCUUCCUCCUCCUCCUCUUCCUCCUCUGAGGCUCCUGGGCCUAUGUUGCGCCUCAAGCUGGCCCGCAAGGACGACUGACAAAGGCUGCGGACCAACGAAGAGCUCCAGGACCCAGCAUCAAAGGCGGCCAAGUCACUCACAGAUUUCCGGGGACCAGAAAUUCAUCAAAAUUACUAUUCAAGUGUUCCCAACAGUUCCUGGCUCCAGUGGUUUCUGCUUCAAGAGUCACCCCCAGUCCAGUAUCCCUGCCUUUGCACUGCUUUCUCUGACUCCUCACAGGUCAGCACCACCUUCCUUUCAUCCCACCCCAGCCCAAGGGUCACCCAGAGGAGGGAAAGACAGAAGACUGACAGCAAGUGAUGAAUGUUAAUGGCGUUAUGUGCCAACCACUCUUCUAAGCAUGAUGUAUAUAUUUGCUUAGAUAUAUGCACCAAGAAAAGGUAUGAUCUAGAAAAUGUGUUACCUCGGAGCACGGGAACAAGGUCAUGAAAACAAGGUCUUGGUGAGAUGCCACCAUUUCAUCCGUCCUCGGUCUCUGCGCCUUUUGCAGAGCUUCCAGCAGCGCUAUGUUGGGUCAGAGCAUCUGGAGGUUCACAACCUCUGUGGUCCGUAGGAGCCAUUAUGAGGAGGGCCCUGGGAAGAAUUCGCCAUUUUCAGUGGAAAACAAGUGGGCGUUACUAGUUAAGAUGUGUUCGUACUUUGCAUCUGCAUUUGCUUCACCCUUCCUUAUAGUAAGACACCAACUGCUUAAAUCAUAAGGAUGUUUCAGUUCAUCCAUUUAACAGAUAUGAAGAGCAUUUUAAGAGAUACAGCCUCUGGAAAUGGAUCAAACUCUAACUCAUAUGGCAUAUUAGAUAUGUUUGUUAAUAAACUUAUGACAUGAA
Messenger RNA from Macaca mulatta (Rhesus monkey), 1060 nucleotides. Lineage: Eukaryota; Metazoa; Chordata; Mammalia; Primates; Cercopithecidae. The record is from RefSeq and is a predicted model, not a curated record.